UCUCUCUCUCUCUCUCUCUCAAAGAGAAAUCUCAGCCAUGGCGGAAAAUCCGUCGCGCACGUGAUAGCGUCCGAUCGGCACGUGACAGUGAUCGACAGCUAAAACAAAACCGUAACCCUAACUCCAAUCUCCAUUUAAAUCCCAUAUAGGAGCUUUUCUUUUGAUUUUUCUGGGAAUUUUUGGGGGAAUCGGAUGAUGUCGAUCGCCUUGGAUAGCAGCAGCAGCUCAAUGGAACGGUCGGGAUUCAUCCGCACGAUACCUCCCUGCAUCUCGAUCUUCGAGUCGCCGGAGUCCGGCAGGAAAAUGGCAGGUGCGAUGGUGCCGGAAGACCGGCGGUUACCGGCGGUGGAUCGGAGGAGGGAGGAGGAAGAGGAGUCGGCUUCUUGCAGCUCUUCUUCGAUCGGGAGGAACAGCGAUUGCUGUUCACGGGGGAGAUCUGAUGGUGAGGAUGAUUCGGAGGAGGUGCAGAGCUCGUAUAAGGGGCCGUUGGAUACGAUGGAUGCGUUGGAGGAGUCAUUGCCGAUCAGGCGAGGCAUCUCCAGAUUCUACUGUGGCAAGUCAAAAUCCUUCACCAGCUUGGCAGACACGUCUUCCGCUUCUGCAAACGAUCUAGGAAAACCUGAGAAUUCCUACACCAGGAAGCGCAAGAAUCUUUUAGCCUACGGUAACAUCUGGGAGAGGAACCGUAACAGUCCCCUGAGAAAUAGCAGCUGUGGUAUAUCCAAGAGACCCACCAAUUCCAGCCGAAGCACAUUGGCUCUCGCUGUUGCCAUGAGCAGCUCCGAGAGCAACACGAGUGAGGACCAUGAGCCUUGGCUGCCACUGCCACCAGGCCCACAUGUGAGAUCUUCACUCAGCACUCCGGCACCCCAGUGGUCUAUCUCGGCAAGAUCCUUCUCUUUGACGGAUUUGCAAAGUGCUAGCUCGACCUCUUUGAUCAGCCCAAGAGACAAGCAAAAGAAGUUUCAGUAGUUUGCUUGGCCAGAGCAUACUCUCAGGUGAUUAUGUGAAGUAUUCCUGCAUGUAUUUAUCUCUUUCUAAUAUUGGAGUGGUUAGAAUUUGAAUACAACUUCAAGAAUCUUUGUUGUGUUCAUGUAAAUGUUCCCUUGCUUUGGCCCUUUGUUCUAAAUAUUUCAAGUACCAUGCUUUGGAAAUGCCAUGUGGAGGAAUGCCCUUCUUCACCAUCUAUGGAUCUUUUCUUACA
Molecule: messenger RNA, 1204 nt
Organism: Magnolia sinica
Lineage: Eukaryota; Viridiplantae; Streptophyta; Magnoliopsida; Magnoliales; Magnoliaceae
Product: protein OXIDATIVE STRESS 3 LIKE 1-like
Exons: 2
Coding region: 193-972 (259 amino acids)
Source: RefSeq, a predicted model, not a curated record